CAGAACACGUAAUAAUCUACUAAUUAAUGAGAUAACGACAGUUCUCAUCAUUUGGAAGAGGACAAACAUGUACUAUAAUACCUUAACUUGAUUCUAACAAAAAACGUUCUGCAAAUAAAAGGAAACAACCUUUACAAAAGACAGAUAGACAGACAAAUGAAAAGUCAACCCUUUCUCUAAGUAGUUGUGUUACAAAAGCAUAACCAACUUCAUAGAAAUUUUGGUGGAAAGAAAAGCUUAACGUUACUCUUUCCUAAACAUGCUGCAGAAAAUAAGCUUGACAUUCUCAUUCUCAUCAUUAAUGUAUAAUAAAACUCACCAUUCUCGAUAACAUUCAUCUUCAUCACACCUUGUCUAUAAAUUGACAUCAAUCAUUUCUAUAUAUAUAUAUAUAUACAAGAAUCUCUUUUCAGAAUCAGAAGCUAAGUAGUAUUUAUAUAGUUCAGACUAAUUUGUCACUAGUCACUACUACUCAUUAUACCAUGGAUCACAAUCUUGUUAUGGAAGGAGAGGGAAGCAUUCAUAUACAAGUUGGUGAAGUUCAAAGGCUGAGCGAAACCGGUAGCUCAAACACGACAAUGUUCGAGCCUCGUGGAUUGAGUAGCAUUGAGAAGUUAGAAAGUGACAGUACGGCUAAUUCGGUCUCUCCAACAAUCUCAAUAAAUGGAGCACCAGAAAAGAAGCUGACCCUUUUUGCUCUUCAGCUUGCAAUGCUUGAAAAAGCAGCAACUGGUUUGGGAACUCUUGGUUUUAUCUGGGCAACUGUUGUACUUCUUGGAGGUUUUGCUAUCACCUUAGAAAAAACUGACUUUUGGUUCAUCACCAUCAUACUUUUAGUUGAAAGCACUAGAAUUUUCAGUAGGAGUCAUGAACUUGAAUGGCAACACCAAGCCACAUGGUCCAUUACUGAUGUUGGAAUUGGAAUCACAAGUUUCAAGGAAAUGAUUUCCACUUCAAAGCACAAUACUACAGACACAAUGGAGACUGCUGAGCAUUUCCGGACACAAGAUCUAGCAAACCUAAGGACACCAGCUAGGAUGUGGAGUAGCUCAGAAGUUCCACUUCUACCAUAUGCUAAAUGGUUUUUUCUUUCAAGGCAUGUCAGCAGACUUCUCUACUGGCUUCAACUUAUUUCUGCAACAACUUGUGUGGUUCUCUCAUCAAUAAAGUUUGUAAGGCAUGAUUUUGGAGGGGUGGCAAAUGCAGACACAAACAAAAGGAAGCGGGCUCUCUUUAUCUUUUAUUCCUUGGCUCUUGCAGAAGCUUUGUUGUUUCUAAUGGAAAAAGCAUAUUGGGAAUGGCAAGUCAGCUAUUGUAAACUGUUGGAAGAGGUUAACAAUGAGUGUGAAUUGGGGCCGUCCGGAAUGGUUUCGAUUAGACGAUUCUUUUAUGAUGCCUAUUCAAGAUGUGUCAAUGGAAGCAUAUUUGAUGGCUUGAAAAUGGACUUGGUCAGUUUUGCUAUGGAUCUCUUGGCUUCUAACUCCCCUGAUGAACAGCUCAUUGGAGCAAGAAUUCUUAGGAAGUUUUCGGUCAGCGAGCGAUUUUCUGAGGAUACCCUUCAAAAGAUUGGAACCUCCAUAUCAGUUGUAGAGAGACUAAUUGAGAUGUUGAAUUGGACAGAUCAUAAGGAGGUUGACAUCAGGCUGUCAGCUGCAAAUAUUUUAUCGAAACUAGCUGGUAUGAAACAGAACUCUCUCCGAAUAGCCGGUAUACCGGGAGCUAUGGAAUCAAUAUCCUCUCUUCUACAUACUAACAGGAGUUUGAUUCCUGCAGCUGAUGAAAUUGGGGAAAAGAACCUAAAAUUUGAUUAUCCAGAUCAUGUUUUCCAGACAUUUAACCACUUGGGACUUCUCAUACUGAAAAAACUUGCACGCGACCACGACAACUGUGGAAAGAUUGGAAAUACCAGAGGCCUUCUUCCAAAGAUCAUAGAUUUAACACAUGCUGAAGAAAAGUUGCUGAUCAGUGAAAAUGUUACUCCAUCACAAGUUCUGACUGUCAAGAGAUCUUUGCAACUGUUGAAGAUGCUGGCUUGCUCAAUAGGCACCACUGUGGGACAUCUUCGAAGAUCGAUAUCAGAGAUAGUUUUCACUAUCAGUAAUAUAAGAGAUAUAUUGUGGAAUGGAGAGAAACAUCCCCUUCUACAGAAACUGAGCAUAGAGAUUUUAACCAGCCUAGCAUUAGAAGGCGAUGCAACCGAGAGAAUCGGGGCUACAGGUGGAGUGCUUCAAGAGUUGUUCAACAUAUUUUUCAAACACAGCAUAACAGAAGAUCAAAAACAUGUAACAGUUGUUGCUGGUGAGGCCCUAGCAAUGCUAGCAUUAGAAAGCAAGAGUAACUGUCAUCGAAUUUUGAAGCUGAAAUUGAUGGAAAAACUUGUAGAAGCAUUGAAAGUUCCGUUGAUUCGCGUCAAUGCAGCUAGAAUUCUAACAAAUCUAUGCAUCUAUAGUGGAUCAGAAUGUUUCCACCAACUAAGGAUAGUAACAACCGCAACACCAAUAAUACUUCAAGCAAUCAUGUCAGAAGAAAACAAGAUACUAGAAGUGAUGACUGGACUAGCAGCAAAUGUUUUCAAAUACAUGACUUCUCAUGAAUCAAGAAUUUUAUUUAAAGAAGCUCGAAUCACUAAGGCUGAACUUGCAAGUAAAUUAGUUGAAAUUCUUAAGAAACACAAAUGUCCUGCAACUAAAGUCCCAAGGAUAAGGAGAUUCACAGUAGAGCUAGCAAUUUGCAUGAUGAACGACAAAGAAGAACACAUAUAUACCUUCAAAGAUCUAGGAAUGAAGGAAGUAUUGGAAAGUGCCUUAGAGACCACAUCAGAGGUUGAGAACUUCAAUAUUUUCUGUGGUACUGUUGGAAUGAACCGCCACAAGCUCACAACUCAGUCACUGUUUGAGACAGCACUGGAAUUGAUGGAAGAUAGGCAAACUAUCAACCAUAGUUAAAUAUAUUACAAAAUCGGUUAACUAAAUCAGUUAACUACGUCGACAUAGAGCAACCAAUGCAAAUGUGUUGAUAAAUUGCAGUAGAUUCUCCAAGAUGUUCUUUGGGGCUGGAAAACAACUUAUUCAUUAAUUUUUCAGAUACAUUUUGCACAUGAAAUAAAUUACUCACACUGUUUCUCUAUUGUUAA
Cicer arietinum (chickpea) is the source of this 3133-nucleotide messenger RNA. RefSeq lists its product as uncharacterized. NCBI's taxonomy places the organism in Eukaryota, Viridiplantae, Streptophyta, Magnoliopsida, Fabales, Fabaceae. The record is from RefSeq and is a predicted model, not a curated record.